UAUUCAAGUCCAAAAUAGUUACAGUACAAAUUAAUAAUGCGCAUCCCAGAGCUUACAAAAGUAUUAACAAAUUAUUAAAGCAAAGUGCAACCAGCGUAGCAAUUUGGGAACGCACAACUCCACAGCCUGCUGCCAAAGUGUUGCCGCAUUAUUAUGUAUUUUCCUCACAAUGUCGCAUGCCGGCGGUUAAUCCUUAUACAAAGGAUGUGCUCAAGAUUUAUAAGAAGAAGUCUUACACAAGCUGCGAUAAGAGCAAAAGCUUCAUAGCUGUCGUCUAUGAUAGGAGCACGCAAAACUACAGCCUCCAUAUCAGUGAGAGAAACCUAAAGUGUUGCUACAAGCAAAUUAAACGCACUGGGAGCGGCAAUAAAGCGGAUGAGGAAUAUAAACUGCUGCCUUGUAAGGAGUUUCCACAGGACUUUGUAGUCCCACGACAAGUGGAUGCUAUACUAACCGAAUGUCGUCGCUCCAAAUCCAGAGCCAUUGUACAACGAGAUGCUUUUAGUUUUGUGCAAGCCAACAGAGUUGUAAAUAAAACUGUGCCCAAGCCAAGCAAACGCAGACCCAAUGUGCUGCUCUGGGGCAUGGACUCCAUAUCCCGCAUGAACUUUGAACGCACCAUGCCCAUAAUGCACAAGUAUCUAAAGGAUAAGCAGUGGUUUGAGCUGCAGGGCUACAAUAAGAUGGCAGACAAUACGUUUCCCAAUUUAAUGGCGCUGCUGACUGGUUUCAAUUACUCACGCUCGGAGGAUGUUUGCAAUCCUUACAAAGUGGGCGCGCUAGAUAGCUGUCCGCUGUUAUGGAAGGAUUAUAAGCGUCAAGGUUAUAUGACUGCCUAUGCCGAAGACUGGGGACGCUUCUCUACGUUUAACUACAAGAAGCGUGGAUUUCUGAAGCCACCUACGGACUUUUAUGCGCAUCCGCAUGUACUGGCCAUAGAGCAUGAGCUAAAAAUAGUUAUAGACACGGGCAUACCUUACUGCGUUGGACGCAGACAUUAUGCCGAAUAUAUUUACGAUAUGGCGCUGCAGUUUACUGAAGUCUAUAAGAAUCAUUCCACGUUUGGCAUGUUCUGGGCAAAUUCAUUUAGCCACAAUAAUUUUGCGCUGCCUUCGUCUAUGGAUAGCAAGAUACUGGAGUAUAUGCAGAAGCUGAAUCAAACGGGCACCUUUGACAGCAGCAUUGUUAUAUUCUUUAGUGAUCAUGGCAUGCGCUUUGGACCCUUGCGCAGAUUAGAAAGUGGCUUUCUGGAAGAGCGCAUGCCCAUCAUGUACAUAUGGCUGCCGCUUUGGUUUAGAGCAGAGUAUCCAGAAUUUGUGCGUGCCCUGAAAUUAAAUAGAAAUCGCUUAACUUCACCUUAUGACAUACAUGCCACAUUAAGACACAUUUUAGAUUUGGAGCAGCCGCUGGCGCAGUUACCUAGACCCGAGGGCUGUCCUGCUUGUCAUAGCGUCUUUUAUGAAAUAACCAAAGAGCGUGAUUGUCCCAUGGCUGGCAUUGAUGGCCACUGGUGCACUUGUCUGCACUUUGAGCGGCUGCCAAACGACGACAGCACCUCAAAGAUAAUUGCAGGACAGCUUGUAGCAGCUAUAAAUGACUAUAUAGUGCAACGUAAUCUAACAGAUAUUUGCCACACACUAAAUCUAACAAAUAUUGAGCUAGUGCAGCGCACUAAAAAAUUCGGCACACAAAAGUCUGAGGUUUAUCUUAUACGCUACGAAACGGCGCCGUUUAAUUCAAUAUUUGAAGCUUCGACUGACUGGAGUCCCACAAGUCGAAAGAUCUCUAUAAAUGUGCCAGACAUAAGUCGCUUAGAUCCAUAUAGCCAGCUCUCCAUGUGUGUUGAGGGUAAUGUAGAUAAAAAGUUUUGCAUUUGCAAUGAUGUCGAAGAAGUUUCGGCGGGUACGCUGCUAUAAGAAAUUAUAUAGAUUUAAGAUUUUUUAU
Molecule: messenger RNA, 1944 nt
Organism: Drosophila busckii
Lineage: Eukaryota; Metazoa; Arthropoda; Insecta; Diptera; Drosophilidae
Exons: 4
Coding region: 177-1916 (579 amino acids)
Source: RefSeq, a predicted model, not a curated record